GCUCGAUUUCUACAUUUUCGCACACUUGCUUACACGUAUGCAUAUUUUUUUAAAAACUCGCGCCCUUAAACUUGACAAAUACUCAGUAUUUUAGUAUUCGUAAGUCGUUUUGUUGUUUUUUGUGCCACUGGGACUGUUGACCGCUAAAAAAUUCGCGUUUAUUUUGUUUCAAAAACUCACUAACGCAAAUUGUUGAAACCAACUGCAGGCACAUUUAAACUUUGCCCCACUACUGCAGAAAAAUAUUUUAAUUGUCAGUCGGUUGUUUGAGUGAUUUUAAGUGAUCCCCUACUGCGUUAUUAUUUGACGAGAAUGUCAAAUAAUUAUUUAUUUUCGCGGGGUUUUAUUUGAAAUAAAUAUGGCGGGAGGUUUAAAUUCGCUGGGGUGGAUUUGUAAUAAAAGCGGGUAGUAGUAAAUGUGGAUAGAUCUUAAUUUAUGACUGUGAUGACGAUAUUGUAGGAAGUUUGACAUUAAUUGACAUCAAUGAUGAUAAUGUAUAUAAUGCAUCGUAAUGCAAUAAUGCACACACGUUUGUUUGAUCUCUUUUUGUUAAAAGAUAAUACAUAUGUCAGUGUUGUAUUUCAUAUAAUCCUCAGUUCAUGAUGAGGAAAUCGAUGAACGGAAAAGUUGAGAGAGUCUAAAGUGUGACAACUGAUGUUUUAAAACGCGAAGAGUUUGAGUGCAUAAAGCUGAUAAAGUGUGUAUGUAUAUUUAUAAAAUAUAUAUGUAUAUGUAUAUAUUUACAAAAGUUUAUUUCUCGUCAGUAUAUAAAUAAUUGGUGACAUGAGAGCUAUUUAAAACUAGUGAAAGAGUGAUUGGUCCAAGUGAAAAAUAAAUAAAAGCCAAACGUGAAUAUUUUUAUUAGUAAUAAUAAUAAUGUUAAAUAUAUAUAAAAUAUAAAUAUCUCUGGAUUGGGUUUUUUAAGUUUGUGACAACGCCACUGGCUAUCGGCAUAUUGGAGCAUCGGGAACGGAAUCGAGGCUGACGGGUGCCGUUGACGAGUAUAUUGCUGAGGGAUCUUGAAAGAAACUCAAAAAUAGUCGCCACGGACAGAUGCCUCGAAGAAAACAACACGCGCCGCAACGCAUGAAAUGGGAAGACGGUAUCGAAGGAUCGGGUCCUGGUACGGAGCUCCAGGCUGAAGAAGGAGACUGCGUGGAUGAGGAUGGUCCGAUCAGUCCGACGGAGAGAAAUUGUCCAGCAACAGCAGCCAAAGAGGAUGAUGAAGCUGACGCAACUGACGACGAGGAUUCAGCAGCUAGUCCAUCAACGCCCCCGCCAUCAGUUUCAUCGAGGCUAAACCCCAUUGCUCUUCGAGAUACUGGACCUCCCGACAGGGAGCCAAUGAGUCCACGCUGCCCCUCAAGAGACUCAAGGGAAUCAUCUGGACCGGCAGCCGGAAGUCCCCCUCCUCAAGCGAACCGCAGCAGUGCUAGCCCACUGAGUCCAAGCAGCAUCGUACCUCUGGCAGGUCACCCUUUGCUGCCACCUCAUUCCGCGGCCGUGAUGGCGGCUUAUAUCCAGCAAACUCACCAGAGACUACUGCUGGGACACUCACCACUUUCGGCGAGAGGCUCCGUGUCGCCGCUGGUCACCUCGUCGUGUUCACCUCCCGCAGCGACCCCCGGUCUGCUCGUCUCACCCACAAGCGCCGGCGAGGUAUCGCCCACAGCGACUCCUCUUCCCGCUGUCCUCGACUUCAGCACGCGAAAAAUUUCAUCCGCGGAAGAAGACGAAGACGAGCAUAUUUUAAACCUGAGCAAACCUCCCACACCCUCGUCCUCAAGCGAAACUAAUAAUGGGCCGCUUGAUCUCUCCGUGUCGAGUCGAAAACGGCCGAGUCAUGAAGAGGACUCUCCACCACCUCCGCCCAGAAAGUCAUCGAGACUUGGAACGAUAGCACCAUCAGCUCAUCAAGAAUCCCCCUCGGCGACUGGUCAGUUCGGGCGACCUCCUGUGGUUUCGCCUUGGACAUCGCCCGUCGUGGCUUCUCACUUUCCGUACUUUGCUGCUGCAGUUGCAGCGGCUACUAGUCAGCAACAGCUUUCUCCCAAAAGCACGCCGGGUAUUGUAGACCACCAUCAGCUGUGGAAUGGCAAGAUGAAACCACCAGCGGCACUUGACAAACCUUAUCAGCCAAGUGAGGCCACUAAGGCACUGGAAAAAAUGAGCGAACUAAGUAAACUCGGCGGAGAUGAGCUCUACAGGCCGUCCAGUGGGGUUGGUUCUGGUGCAAGCUCUACUGGUAGUAAUCCGAGCGGUGCGUCAGGAAGUCGUCACAGCGCUUGGCAAUCCCACUGGCUCAAUAAGGGCGCAGAUCAAGCUAAAGACGUACUGAAGUGCGUUUGGUGCAAGCAGAGUUUCCCGACUCUCGCGGCGAUGACAACGCACAUGAAAGAAGCAAAACACUGUGGUGUCAAUAUGCCUGUUCCACCACCCACGUCUGGAAUGCACUCUCAUUCGUCAAACAUGUCGUCAUUGCCCACAUCUCAGCAUCAACAGCAACAGCAACAACACCAGUCGUUAAAUAGCUCUGCGAGUAGCAGCAAUAACAGUCACACGACACCUAGCAGUAAGCAAAGUCCCUCUGAAUUAAAUCUACUGAUCAAAGAGACAAUGCCACUGCCAAGAAAACUCGUCCGUGGUCAAGAUGUCUGGCUUGGCAAAGGUGCCGAGCAAACAAGACAAAUUCUCAAGUGUAUGUGGUGCGGUCAGAGCUUCAGAUCUUUAGCAGAAAUGACUUCACACAUGCAGCAGACUCAGCAUUACACGAACAUCAUCUCUCAGGAGCAAAUAAUCUCGUGGAAAUCAUCAGACGAAGGUAAAGGAGGCAGUGGAGGUCCUGGCGCAGGAAUGGGUGGUGCUGGUGGAGGUGGGCCUGGUGGUGGUAUGCUACCAGGAAGUGGUGCUGGUCAGCACGGAAGCAAUCCUGGAGGUCCCGGUGGUGUUGGUGGUGCUACCAGCAGCCACGUGAGCGCAGUCUUGACAUGCAAAGUCUGUGAUCAGGCAUUUAGUUCACUUAAAGAACUCAGCAACCAUAUGGUUAAAAAUUCCCACUAUAAAGAACACAUCAUGCGGUCUAUAACUGAGAGCGGCGGGCGUCGAAGACAAACGCGUGAAAAGAGAAAAAAAUCAUUGCCAGUUAGAAAACUGCUUGAAUUGGAGCGAGCGCAAAAUGAAUUUAAAAAUGGUGAUACGACAGCUGGAUUGGCGCACAGUCUGGUUAAACACGCUGGCCGUAUAACUUGUGAAAAGUGCGGAGAUAAAAUAGAAACAACUGUUUUUGUUGAGCACAUUCGUCAGUGCAUCGGUGCAGGCACCGUAGGAAUAAAUCAGCGUAAUUUUUUGAAGUCUGCGUUGAUGUCCAAUAAUAUGUCCCAAGUAUUACCCUCGAGUGAGAGCGGCAGAAAGAGUGUCAAUGAAGACGCAUCUUCGGUCUCAUCAAGGCAUCAUCGGUCUCCUUCAUCAGCUAGUGACACCACCACACCGGGUAAAGAUACUCCGACUCCGAGUGCCAAUGAAUCAACGAGUACCACCUCUUCGCCAUCAGUACUUAAUGCCAUUGAAAAGCUGAUUGAAAAGAGUUUUGACUCGCGAGGUCGUCAUGGCACAGCGGGUCACCAUCAUAAUCAACCGGGCGCGCCAAUAGGUUCCAGUAUUCUCAAACGUCUUGGUAUUGAUGAAAGUGUAGAUUAUACAAAGCCACUGGUGGAUCCACAGACGAUGAAUCUAUUACGGAGCUACCAGCAGCAGCAUUAUAAUUCCGCGGCAAUUGCUGCGAGACGAGAGAGAAGCGGAAGUGAAUCUAGUUCGAUAUCGGAGCGAGGAAGUACACGAACUGACACGAUGACUCCAGAAAGACGUUUGGAUCUUUCUGUUAAUCAUGACAGACUUUCCUCAGCCUCGUCUCAUCGUCAUCGCUCGUCGCCUGACAAACAGACGCCAACUCCAAGUCGGCACUCGGUACCCGAAGAGUCUGGCGAUGAAGAAUCGGUGGUGGUAAAAAAAGAACCCAGAGAUGAGGACGCCGAGCCGGCUGGCAAUGAAGACGAGCCACCGAGAGAUGUGGUCGUCAAGAAAGAAGUUGAGGAUUCGCGUGACGAAGAAGAACCAACGACUCCGUAUAAUUGUCAUGGGCAAAAUAAUGCCGAAGCGACAACAGAAGAGCCCAGGGAGUCGGCUUCUCCGCAAUUAAAUCCACCAACACCCCGAUCGACUGGUACUGGAGAGCAGUCACAUCAUCAAGUCGCUCGGAGUCCUUGUAGAAAUAGCACGAGCAGCCCGGCAAGCAGCGAUCGUUCAGUGACGCCUCGAGGAACACCAGACACCAAAACAUCUAGUAGUCUGGGUGCUCUGUCUUCCAUGUUUGACAGUCUCUCCGGUGGUGGUGGGACUGGCGGUAACUCUGACAACCAAGGGCGUAAAACCAGCAGUCAUCCUCUCGCAGCUCUUCAAAAACUCUGUGACAAAACAGAGACACGUGGUCCUGGAGUAGCCGGUGGCUCGAGAUCUUCACACGGUGGCGGUUCGAGUCAGCAGCACGCGAGUGGAAGCAGCAGCAGCAGCACGGCGACUACAAGUCACGGAAGUGGACCAACGCCCGGCGCCAUAUUGGCGUUUAGUUGGGCCUGCAAUGACGCCGUGGUCACGGCUGACUCCAUAAUGAAAUGUGCAUUCUGCGACACGCCCUUCAUAUCCAAGGGUGCGUACAGGCAUCACUUGUCCAAAAUGCACUUCGUCAAAGACGGUAUGAUCCCCGAUCCUCUGACGAUCGGAAGAUCAGCAGCGGCCGCAGCAGCUCUCGCAGGAACUCAGUCAGCAUCUGGUGGUCCAAGUCAUAGCGCUUCAUCUCCGCCGACCCCGCAGCGUAAAUCUCCACCGGUUCCUCAAGCAAACGGUAGUCCGUCUCAACCCGCGGCCUCUCCCCUCGAGGAGAGCCCGCACUCAAAGUUUCUCAAGUAUACGGAACUGGCCAAACAAUUGUCCAGCAAAUACGUAUAGUCCGAGCCCCGUAAGUAGCGGUGCCAUUUGUACAUAAAUGUAUCUAUAGUCUCAACAAACGACUGCAAGCAAACAACGUAGUCGAAUUUUAAAAUAAAUUAGACAGUAUGUCCUCCCUAUCCUGUUUUAAAUAUUUUCGCGCGUUAUACGACUCAUCUUAAGACUGACUCGAGAUACGUCACGUUGGAUCGUUGCAUUGUUGUCACAACGAGACUAUCAAUGUUUAAUAAUUUAUAAAAAAAAAAAAAAAAAAAAAAUAUCUAAAGAUAAAUAAAUAAAUAAAUAAAUAAAUAAAUAAUAAUAAUUUGGCUUAGAAAGAGUCUCUCUUCGGAUGCUGCGUAACUCGCGUCGAGUCUUGUCAUUCCUUGUCGAGUACGUAAACUUAGCAUGCGUACGACUUUGUAGAAUAUAUAUAUAUAUAUAUAUAUAUAUUUUUUUUUUCCCCUAAAAAUAAUAUCGGGAAAAAGACUGGCUAGGGUGGCUUUUUAGUGCGCUCAUCUUUUCUUUCGUUAUUCUUUUCCAUCAUCAUCAUUUUUAUCAUAAAAAAGAAAAAUUAAUUUCUUCCGUCCUCGCGUCACGUACUCUGAUCACAUCACAAAACUUAAAAAUUUAAAGCAAUAUUUAGGUUACAGUUAUUAUUGUUCUUUUUAAUUUAUAUAUCCGUUGCAUAAGUCGAGGAUGGAAUAAAAAAAAAAAUUAUCGUGUUAAGACUGCGGAAUCUAACGAAUAAUGACAACAGAUGCGACUGAUACAGUUAGUUUUAUAUUUAAUUAUCAUGAUCAUUAUUAAAAUUACUGUUAUCAUAAUUAAAAUAAUAAUAAAUAUAAUUACAAUGUAUACUUAAACUUGACAAUGCUGACGACUACGGUGACGGUAAAGGACUUGAGACUCAGGAUCUGUAUAAUAAUAUAGUGCGUGUGCGUGUUCGACAAGUUUUAAGUGCGUUAAUUAAUUGUGAUGCCACCAUAUCUUGCGGUACUGCUGAGCCACACACACAUCACACACAUACACACAGUUACACACUUACACACUUACACUUAAUCACAGAUACACGCGAUACCAGACACGAGAUCGCGGCUCAGCAGCCAAGUUUGUGAUGUUUAUAAUAAAAUUAAAAAAAAAAAAAUACUUAAGCAAUUAAUACUCGGAGUCGAGUGAAGUCAAAAUAAAAUGUCAAAAAGUAAUUAUAUUAAAUAAAUGAAAAAAUAUAUAAUAAAGAGAAAAAAAUUUCGAAUAGAAAAGCUUAUCACCAGUCGUAAAGUCGACCGUCAUGUAUACCACCUUUAGAUUAAGGACACUAGGUUAUUAGAUAUAUAUAGAGAAGUACUAGAGCUAGCACGCCUUUGUAUAACAAAAACUCUCAUGAGAGACUUGAAAAAAAAAAAAAAAAAAAAAAAAACAAAAAAAAAAAACAAAAAAAAAAAAAAUUGUACGAGUUACGACUGCGUUUAUUAAAAGUAGGUUUUAAUAAAAUUAAUAGAACUUAAAAUUUAUUGCACAGAACAAAUGGAUUUCUUGGCGGAAAAAAAAUUUUGAAUUAUGAAAUGUAAAAAAAAAUUUUCUGAGGACUAAAAAAAGACUCGGCUUAAGAAAUUUAUUCGCGCCCAAAAAAAUUUUCAUCUUCAAUUCGUGAUGCAAAAAAUUUCUUGGGGCAAGUAAAAAUUUUUUUGCGUCAAGAAAUGAUUUUUUUCUGUGCAGGAAUUGAAUUAUAAGAAAAGAUGAGUGCACUGCGGUGCAAUACGCUGAGGUUUAUUGUCGCGAUAGAAUGCCGUUUAUUACGGCUCAUUCGCCGAUCAUAUUAUAUAUUAUUAUUAUUAUUAUUAUAUAUAUUAUUAAGAACUAUGAAUUUUUUUUAAGAAUACGCGAUACUUAAAAAUCGUGUAUUGAGAGACCAUUGUAAAUUUUAUUUGUUUAAAAAAAAAAUCUAUAUUUAUUAUUAUUGCGCCAAUUGAGCCGACUCGUGUCAUUACAUGUAAAAUAUGUCAUUAUUAUCAUUCGUAUUACCGAUCAUGUGUAUAUUGAACUUAAAAAAGGUAACAAUUAUAUAUUAUUAUUAUUAUUAUUAUUAUUAUUAUGAUAAUUAUAAUAAUUGAUGAAUAUAAUACAUAUAAAUAAAUAAAUGAUUAUAAAAGUAAAUAAUAAUAAUAUUAAUUAUGGUAAAUAAUUAUGCCGAACAGUGAUAUUGGGUGAGAAAAGGGCGCGUUCAGUGUCUGAGUGAAUGUUUACGAUAUAAAUUGAGCAGCAAUUAUGUAGAAACUUUAAGUUUUAAUAAAUUUAUGAAUGCGUCGAGUGACAAAUGGUUUUAAAAUAAUAAUAUUAAUAAUAAUAAUAACUUUUGUCGAAUAAAACUGGAAGCUGGACAUAAUAAUUAUAUUGUACGGUAAAAAAACCGAGUACUUCGGUCAAAGAUAUAGAGAAAAAUAAUAUUAAAUAAAUAAAACACUUGUAUACGUAUUCCUUGUAAACUGUAAUAAUUCUUCCAUCGCGGACUUUUAAAGUAUUUAUCAACAUAAUAAUAUUAAUUAUUAUUAUUGUAAUUAUAUACGACUGCUGUGAGUGAGAGCGAGUGCAAGAGAGAGAAAAAAUAACGUAUGAGUGUGUGACGACCGAAAAACAACACGAAAAUUUUUUUUCCUUCGUGAUAUAACACUGAGACAGUGAGUGAGCUAUAUAUUCUAUAUUCUGUACGAGGUAAGAUGGCACAGAUCCAGUGGAAAAUACACCAGUGAAAAUAAAUGAAUUAAAAAAAAAAAAAAAAAAA
Messenger RNA from Microplitis demolitor, 7762 nucleotides. It is a transcript of the gene tio, whose product is annotated as protein tiptop. Lineage: Eukaryota; Metazoa; Arthropoda; Insecta; Hymenoptera; Braconidae. Gene Ontology annotation, biological process: regulation of transcription by RNA polymerase II. The coding region runs from base 1054 to 5001 and encodes 1315 amino acids. Gene Ontology annotation, cellular component: nucleus. The transcript is spliced from 3 exons. Gene Ontology annotation, molecular function: DNA binding; DNA-binding transcription factor activity, RNA polymerase II-specific. The record is from RefSeq and is a predicted model, not a curated record.